GAAUAAACCAACAAAGGUCACUUGUGUCUGGAGUGCGCCAUCUAGUGGGGUCAACAGAAACGCCAGGUUCUGCAGGAGAAGGCCAAAUGAAUGUGGUCUUUACCGCAAUUUCGUCAAUUCUAAUAUUGACCAAAUUAUUUCGCGGGCCAGAUUGAAAAGCCCAAAGGGCUGUAUGUGGCCCGGGGGCCAUAGUUUGCCCAUGCCUGCCCUAGGUGUAAGAAGACUGCACCUGUCUCUCUUUGAGGCUGACUCCCCGGUUCUCCGUCUCUGCUGGUACCACUGCUGUGUUUGAAGAUGAAUAAAACGGAGAUGGGUUUCAAUGUCGGGACGCAUUUCCAGGACAGAGGGCCGACCGUCACUUUCAGCAACUUGCACUACUGUGUUCAAGAGAAAAGGCUCUGCUGCAAAGUAGGUGCUGAAAAGUACAUCCUCAAAGAUGUCAGUGGCAUCAUGAAACCAGGGAUGAAUGCCAUCAUGGGUGCCACAGGAAGUGGCAAAACAUCACUACUGGAUGUGAUCGCAGGCAGAAAAGACCCGGCUGGUCUGCACCACGGAAGCAUCUUGGUGGAUGGAAAAGUCGUCACAGCUAAACUCAGGCUCAGCUCUGCCUAUGUGGUUCAGGAUGAUAUCGUGAUGGGCACUUUGAGCGUGAGGGAGAACCUUCUGUUCAGCGCCAACCUGCGUCUCAGCCGGAAACAUCACAGCUCUGAGGAUAAAAGCAAGAAAGUAGACGAGAUCAUACAAGACCUGGGUCUCACAGACUGUGCUGACACAAAGAUAGGCACUGAGUUCCUGCGUGGUGUGUCAGGAGGAGAGAGGAAGAGGUGCAGCAUUGGGAUGGAGCUCAUCACUUCCCCUACGCUGCUGUUUCUAGACGAGCCGACCACCGGACUGGACUCUAACACUGCAAACUGCAUCAUCAAUCUACUGCACAAGCUGUCGAGACAAGGCAAGACUGUGAUCUUCUCCAUUCACCAGCCGCGAUACUCCAUCUUCAAGCAGUUUGACCACUUGACGCUGAUGCAUAAAGGCGAGGUGGUGUACGCAGGAGCGGCAGGAAACGCUCUGGACUACUUCACAGGCCUCGGUUAUCAGAUAGAGUCUUUCGACAAUCCCGCUGACUUUUUCAUGGACAUCACAAAUGGAGAAGCAAAGUCAACUUUAGAAUCAUCCAUUGACGAGGAUGGUAAUAACAUGCUGGCAGUAAAGUAUCGGCAGUCCCAGCUGUACCAGAACGUGACUAUGGAGCUGGACCACGUGAAUCAAAGCAUUGCCGAAGGGGUCAGUGGUGAAGACAAGCCAGCCAGCUAUACCACAUCUUUCUUCUAUCAGUUGCGUGUGGUGUGCGGCAGGACGGCCCUGAACACCCUGAGGAAUCCUCAGACCUCCUACGCCCAGCUGGCUCUCAACAUCUUUUUUGGAAUUUUGGUGGGACUCAUUUAUUACCAGCUGCCCAAGACUAUGCCCGAGGCCAUCCAGAACAGGACUGGAGCAUUCUUUUUCCUUGUCAUCAACAUGGUGUUUGGGAACCUUUCGGCUGUUGACCUCUUUAUCAAAGAAAGGGCGAUCUUCAUUCACGAGAAUGCCAGUGGCUAUUACCGUACCUCCGUCUACUUCCUGUCCAAGGUCUUUGCUGAUCUCAUUCCCAAUCGCAUCAUCCCGAUUCUUGUGUUUUCAGUCAUCUCCUACUACAUGAUGGGUUUGAAGCCUGCCUUUACGUCCUUCCUUUGUUUUGCGCUGACCAUGUGUCUGACCAGUUUGGCGAGUGUUGGUCUCGCUUUCGUCGUCUCAGCAAGUACAUCUUCAUUCGCAAUAGCUAACAUCCUCGUUGCUCUGCCCUUCGUCUUCAUGAUGGUCUUUGGUGGUUUCCUUGUUAAUCUCAACUCCAUGCUGAGCUGGCUCUCUUGGCUGAAAUGGAUCAGUAUCUUCAAAUAUGGAUUGGAUGCUACAUUCAUCAACGAGAUGAAAGGACAGGUGUUCUUCUUCGGCAAUGUAUCUUACCCAGGGGAGCAGUACUUGGAGGAGCAGGGCAUCGACUACUCUGUGUGGGGCUUCUGGAAGAAUGAGGUGGCUCUAGUGGGAAUCAUACUCGUCUGCAUGUUCCUGGCCUACGUGCAGCUGCGACGAAUCAACCGCUGGAAGUGAAGCCCAUCCAUUUCUGUAUCCAUCAGUCUUGAUCUUAUUUAUUUAACAAACAAAAAAAUACCUGCUACCUAAUGUUUUAUACGCUUGCACCCUAUAAAGAUUUCAAAAUGUCAUUAUUUAAAUUUAAAAUUUAAUAUUUGCUAAACAUUACACAUGGAGUCUCUGACUCACCGGCACUCUCAUGUGGGAAACAAACACACGUGUCCUAACAUUUGACUCCCAGGUGGAUAAGCUGCUGAUAAGCACACUUGGUUUGUGCAUGUGAAAUGUCUAAUAACAGCCAAGCCACUGUUUAAAUCCUUACAAAGCUACUUACAGUGAGUGAGACAACUUAAGCGGCAAGAAGGAAAAUGCAGGCGGGUGUCAAAUUAAAGGAAAAACCUGAAAUAAAUGGGUGGAGACACAACACCCAUACUGCAUGGUACAGCUGAGCAAUUACCAUCCAGUCCUGCUUUGUGGUUUGUAUAAAAAAGGCAAGAAGAGGGUUCACUAUCGGGGCACAGAUGGCAGGAGCUUCAGUAGCAAAGGCUGCUGUGUUCCAAUAUGAAAAAAGAUUAAAUUCAAUUUAGUUCAGUUCAGAAAAAGUGACAAAUGCAUUUUCAUCUAAGGGAUGGACAUCAGUAAAUAAAAUUGUGGUCGACAGCAUACAUUUGAUGACUGUGCAUUAGUGCGAUUUGUAAAGAAAAACAGAAGAGCGAGUCUUCCUCUGGUGAAUAAGAAUGUCAUUGACAAAUUGAGUUGCAAUCCAUACAUCGCGUUCCAAAUUAUUAUGCAAAUUAUAUUUCUCUCUGAUUUUCCUCAAUAGUCAAUGCAAAUGACAGCAUAAUUUUCAAAUCAUCAGCUGUUAAAGUUUAAUUCAAAUGUUAUUGAACAAACCUCCCAAUGAAAACUGUAUUUUUUUCAAAAAUAAAUAACUUAAAAUGCACUGUUCCAAAUUAUUAUGCACAGCAGAGUUUCAAGACAUUUUCUAGGUUGUAAAGAACUGAAAAUAGUCAUUUGUUGAAUUUGCAGCAUUAGGAGGUCAUAUUUACUAAAAUCAAAAGCUAUUUCAAUCAAGCACAUUUUAACAGGUUAAGUUACAUUUUAACAUGUAUUUCUGGGCCCACUGCAGCCGUUUCUGCUUGUGAGCAUUGGUUAGGGGCGGACGAAUAGAAGGUUUAUGCAAAACCGCAAGCCUCUGGAGGAUCCUACACCUUGAUGUUCGUGGGACUCCAGAGGCACCAGCAGCUUCAAAUACCUGUUUGCUGCUUUGUAAUGGCAUUUUAGCAGCUGCUCUCUUAAUCCAAUGUAUUUGUCUGGCAGAAACCUUCCUCAUUGUGCCUUUAUCUGCACGAACCUGUGUGUGCUCUGAAUCAGCCACAACUCUCUUAAUAGUAUGAUGAUCACACUUAAGUUUUCGUGAAAUAUCUAAGGUUUUCAUACCUUGUCCAAGGCAUUCAACUAUUUCACGCUUUUCAGCAGCAGAGAGAUCAAUUUCUUUCCCCAUAUUGCUUGAAAAUGGUGGUCUGCUUAAUAGUGUGGAACAUCCUUCUUCAGUAGUUUUUCCUUUAAUUGGGGUCACCUGGCCAACUAAUUAUCACAGGUGUCUGAGAUUGAUUUCAGUGAUCCAAAGAGCCAUGAGACACAAUACCAUCCAUGAGUUUAAUUGAAAAACAAAAAAUGUAAUCUUUAUGACACUUAAAUACAAUUUGCAUAAUAAUUUGGAACGCGGUGUAUAUUUUCCCAUUUCCCAGGUGAAAAGUCACAAAGUCGGUGCAUUAAGCUACUCCUCUUUUUAUUAAUGCUGUAAAGAAAUAGUGAAAGCACUUCUUUAAAUUAAUGUGCAAUGUAUCUUUUUUGUUUAAACUUAGUGCAUGUUUUACAAGAAUGCUGCUGAUAGCUCAUCAAAAUGAAGUACACUACUGUUGUGGGUCACCCAGACAAUUUUGUGUUUUUCAUGAAAACUCACACUUUAAUUCAUUUUCAAACAUAACUGCACAAGGGUUUUCUAAUCAUCAAUGAGCCUUUCAACACCAUUAGCUAACACAAUGUAGCAUUAGAACACAGGAGUGAUGGUUGCUGGAAAUGUUCCUCUGUACCUCUAUGGAGAUAUUCCAUUAAAAAUCAGCUGUUUCCAGCUACAAUAGUCAUUUACCACAUUAACAAUGUCUAGACUGUAUUUCUGAUUCAUUUAAUAAUGUUAUCUUCACUGAAAAAAUUGCUUUUGUUUCAAAAAUAAAGACAUUUCUAAAUGA
Messenger RNA from Amphiprion ocellaris (clown anemonefish), 4379 nucleotides. It is a transcript of the gene abcg2b, whose product is annotated as ATP-binding cassette, sub-family G (WHITE), member 2b. The record is from RefSeq and is a predicted model, not a curated record. Lineage: Eukaryota; Metazoa; Chordata; Actinopteri; Pomacentridae. The coding region runs from base 295 to 2145 and encodes 616 amino acids. Gene Ontology annotation, molecular function: ATP binding; ATP hydrolysis activity; ABC-type transporter activity. The transcript is spliced from 16 exons. Gene Ontology annotation, cellular component: plasma membrane.